Messenger RNA from Candidozyma auris, 1776 nucleotides. RefSeq lists its product as uncharacterized. Gene Ontology annotation, biological process: amino acid transmembrane transport. The transcript has a single exon. The record is from RefSeq and is a predicted model, not a curated record. Gene Ontology annotation, cellular component: membrane. Bases 1 to 1776 code for a protein of 591 amino acids. NCBI's taxonomy places the organism in Eukaryota, Fungi, Ascomycota, Pichiomycetes, Serinales, Metschnikowiaceae. Gene Ontology annotation, molecular function: amino acid transmembrane transporter activity.
AUGGGCCUCUCUUCUUUUAUCCAAGACAACUUUGUUCCUCAUAUUCCCCGAUCUCUGGAACAAGUUCACAGAACUCAAACUUCAGAGAUUGGUGCUGUUGGCCUGUCCCCAGCUCAGGAAGACAAAAAAGGCGAAGUCAGCUCAAUCCAUUCGACCGUAAGCUACAGCUCUAGGGAUAGCUCUAAUCAUCUUCACAGAAGCUUGAGAGGUAGACAUGUUCAAUUAUUAGGCAUUGGUGCCACUAUCGGCUCAGCUUUGUUUGUGGCUAUUGGACAAGCCUUACCUUAUGGCCCACUCAAUUUGUUUCUUGGAUUCCUUGUGUGGUCCCUUCCAAUUUUAUGUAUCACUAUCACUACUGCAGAGAUGGUUACUUAUUUGCCGAUUACUUCUCCCUUUGUGCGUUUGGCUGGACGGUGCUGCGAUGAUGCGUUGGAAGUUAUGACAGCAUGGAAUUUCUGGUUUUUGUGCUGUGCGCAGAUUCCUUUUGAAGUGGUUACUGUAAACUCUAUCAUUCAUUUCUGGAGAGAUGACUACUCUGCGGGUAUCCCUUUGGCCGUGCAGGUGGUUUUAUACUUUCUCAUAAACAUUUUUGGUGUGGCUAUAUACGGAGAAGUGGAAUUCUGGUUGAGUUUGGGUAAAGUCGUCUUGGCGGUUGGCCUUAUCCUAUUCACUUUCGUCACUAUGGUUGGGGGAAAUCCAAAGCACGAUGCUUUCGGUUUCCGUUACUGGCGUGAUCCUGGUCCCAUUAGCUCUUACGAAUUCACUGGUAGUACUGGUAAUUUCAGAGGCUUUUUGGCUUGCUUGAUUAGAGCCACAUUUACUUUUGCAGGACCUGAGUAUGUUUCGCUUGUGGCAAGUGAGACCAUCAACCCUAGAAAAACGUUGCCUUCAGCUUAUAAGCAGGUAUUCAUCAGAUUGACUAUUUUCUUCAUUGGAGGUUCGCUUUGUGUUGGAAUUCUUGUUCCUUACAACGAUCCUCUUCUCUUGCAAAGUCAGGGUGUGACCAAACCUGGUGCGGGAGGGUCUCCUUACGUUAUUGCAAUGCAAAACUUGGGGAUCAGUGUGUUGCCGGAUAUUGUGAAUGUGUUGUUGAUCACGGCUGCAUUUUCUGCUGGUAAUUCGUACACCUACUGCUCUUCGAGAACUCUCUACGGUUUUGCGUUAGAUGGAUAUGCUCCAAAAUUUCUUACUGCAACAACUAAAUCGGGUAUCCCAAUGUAUUGCAUGUUGAUUUCGUUAGCGUGGUCACUCAUUUCGUUUUUGCAAUUGGGAGAGGGAGCGUCCGAGGUUUUGAACUGGAUUAUCAACUUGAUCACCUCGUGCCAAUUAAUCAACUUUAGUAUUUUGUGUUUCACUUACAUUUUCUUCUAUCGUGCAACAAAAGCACAGGGCAUUGACCGUCGGUCGUUGCCAUUUCGGGGAUGGUUCCAGCCAUAUUUGGCAAUAUUUGGCGGCAGCAUGGCUUUCAUUAUGAUAUUCGUUGGUACUUACGGGAUUUUCAUGCCAGGCGGAUGGAGUUACAAGACGUUUUUGUUUUCAUACUUGAUGAUCUUCAUUGACAUCGGUAUUUUUAUCUUCUACAAGCUUUUUAGACGGACUAAGUUCAAGAGGGCUGCAGAGGUUGAUUUAGUGACUGGUCUUAAGGAGGUUGAAGAGCACGAGGCGUGGUAUUACCAGCAGCUAGAAGCAAAGAACCAGUUAAGCGCAGACGGCGAAAUAAAGCGCACUUGGUGGCAGAGGGUCUGCGAGGUUCUCUUUGGCAGUGAGAUGCGUUAG